AUGUCUUCUGAAAUAGAACUUGAUAAAUUUGUAUUUGUUGAAAACUGGAAUACAGAAGCUCUGAUCACUUUUUUGCAAAAACAGAAGUUAAAUGUUGACGAGGAAGUUUUCAAUGUUCUUCGCAAAGCAGAAGUCAACGGACAAAGUUUCCUUAUGAUGACUGAAGACAAGUUUAUUAAAGCUGGAGUAGCGUUAGAAGUGUUUAAGUUAUAUAAAAUCAGUGGUGAUAGUAUCAUUGAUAUACCACAAUUCGAACCAGGAGACAAUUCAUCUUUAUGUUUCUGUGUAGAAGACAUUAAACGAAAAUUAGAAAACAUGGGCUCAGUAAUUGAUAGUAACGAAGCAAUGCGAUAUGAAUACAUAUCAACAAUUUUGCAUGCGUCAGUUACCAUACUCAAAAGUAUUAUUAAGGAUCGUAUCAGAGUUUUGCCCCAGUUUGAAGUAUCUGGCAUUAAUGAUCGUGUGGAUUAUGUAAUUAAGAAAAUCAUGGACCAGUCGGCCGAAGAAAUUCUAUGUAUUACUGAAGGAAAACCUUAUCAACUAAAAUUGGGGGUAUUGCAGAACAUUGUGCAAUGCAAGUCUUCCCAAAAAGUUUACCGUAUUCCUCUUGACGAAACUUCUCUUAAUGAUGAUACUGAAUUAAGACGCAGUGUUAAGGAAAUUUUAGAAAUAAUUAUUGGCAUCUUGGAGGAUCGAGCAAAUGUUGACAUUUCACCAGUAAAAAAGAAACAAAGGAUCGAUGAAUAUUUCAAAAAAGAGG
Molecule: messenger RNA, 760 nt
Organism: Racocetra fulgida
Lineage: Eukaryota; Fungi; Glomeromycota; Glomeromycetes; Diversisporales; Gigasporaceae
Source: the annotation of a GenBank genome assembly